This is a messenger RNA of Cuculus canorus (common cuckoo), 745 nucleotides long. RefSeq names its product phospholipase D family member 6 (gene PLD6). Gene Ontology annotation, molecular function: RNA endonuclease activity producing 5'-phosphomonoesters, hydrolytic mechanism. The record is from RefSeq and is a predicted model, not a curated record. Gene Ontology annotation, cellular component: mitochondrion. The transcript has 2 exons. Lineage: Eukaryota; Metazoa; Chordata; Aves; Cuculiformes; Cuculidae. Gene Ontology annotation, biological process: piRNA processing. The coding region runs from base 23 to 628 and encodes 201 amino acids.
UCCCUCGGUCCCUCCCGCCGGGAUGCGGGCGGCACUGGCGGCCGCGGCGCUGUUGCUGCUGUUGCUGCUUAUGCGGCGGCGGCGGCGGCGGCGGCGGGAGGUGCUGUUCUUCCCCGCGGCGCCGCGCUGCCCCGAGGCGCUGCUGUCGGGGUCGGCGGGGCCGUGCCCGUGCCCUCUGCCGCCGGGCGAUAGCGGCCUCCUGCGGCUGCUGCGGCUGCUGCUCGGCGCCCGCCGCUCGCUCGACGUCUGCGUCUUCGCCUUCUCCAGCCCCGAGCUGGGCCGCGCGCUGCAGCUGCUGCACCGCCAGGGCGUCCGCGUGCGGGUCCUCACCGACUCGCAGUACAUGGGGCUGCCCGGCUCGCAGGUCGGGCUGCUGCGGCGACACGGGAUCCAGGUGCGCCAUGACCAGGACAGCGGCUUCAUGCACCACAAGUUCGCUGUCGUGGACAAGCAGCUGCUCAUCACCGGCUCCCUCAACUGGACCACCCAAGCUAUCCAGAACAACCGGGAGAACGUACUGGUCACGGAAGACACCGAGUUUGUGAAGCCUUUUCUGGAUGAGUUUGAAAGGAUUUGGGAAGAGUUCAAUCCCAUCAACUACAGUUUUUUUUCCAAAGACAAUAAAUGAUUGAGCUGCCUCACAACGCUGUGGAGUACUUGGAUACCAUCCCUGGACUAUAUUAUACCUGUCUGGAUGAGCUGCUCUGGAGAAGUAAAGUGCUCCCUGCCUUAAAGUGGUGUUUCA